GCGCGUGCAGCAGCUGCAGCUGCAACAGCCCCUUUCUUGUUGCUAAUUUAGAUAGUGGGGGUUAGAAACAGCAGCAGUACACGCAUGCAGCGUAUUUAAAAUACCGAUGAGCUGCAGAGACUGGAUGAGGGCAUUGCAAAGUGGCCGUUCUCAAAAAGUGGCUGCAAAGACCCAGAGGCUUGCAGCUUAGCAGUCAGGCAAAGACGAGUUGCUUUUGAUUGGCCAGCCGCUCAGGUUUCCCGGUCUCUUUCCCUAGCCAAUCGGAGAGCGCGACUUCCUGGAGGAUCGCCUACUGGGAAAGGGAGGCCUUUUUUUGCCUUUAGGGAGGGGUGAAGGCAAGGCGAAGGCGAGGAAGAAGAAGCCUUAGAAGUCGGCGCAGGGAUGGAUGUCAAACGAGUGUGCCUGCUGGCGCUUCUCCUGGCCCUGGUGCAGCUGGCUCUGUUGGCACAGUGUCAAGAGGAGGGGGAAGAGUCUGUUGCCAAAGAGGAGACUGACGAGGAGGAGGAGGAGGAGGAUGACGACGACGACGAUGAUUCUGAAGUAAAAGAGGAAAAUGGUGUAUUGGUGUUGAAUGAUGCAAACUUUGAUACUUUUGUUGAAGGCAAGGAUACUGUGCUUCUGGAGUUCUAUGCCCCAUGGUGUGGGCACUGCAAACAGUUUGCUCCAGAAUAUGAAAAAAUAGCCAAAACCCUGAAAGAAAAUGAUCCUCCUAUCCCAGUUGCCAAAAUAGAUGCUUCAUCAGCCUCUACUGUGGCAGGUCGCUUUGAUGUUAGUGGUUACCCAACCAUCAAAAUUCUGAAGAAGGGUCAGCCUGUGGAUUAUGAAGGCUCAAGAACAGAAGCAGAAAUUGUGGCUAAAGUGAAAGAAGUUUCACAGCCUGAUUGGAUCCCGCCACCUGAUGCCACAUUAGUGUUGACCAAAGAUAACUUUGAUGAAAUAGUGAAUGAGGCUGACAUAAUUCUGGUUGAAUUCUAUGCUCCAUGGUGUGGACACUGCAAAAGAUUAGCUCCAGAAUAUGAGAAAGCAGCUAAGGAGCUUAGCAAGCGUACCCCUCCUAUCCCCCUUGCUAAAGUUGAUGCUACUGCUGAAACAGAUCUUGCAAAAAGAUUUGAUGUGUCUGGAUACCCAUCUCUCAAGAUCUUCCGCAAGGGCAAACCUUUUGAGUAUAAUGGCCCAAGAGAAAAAUAUGGAAUUGUUGAUUACAUGAUAGAACAGGCUGGUCCACCAUCCAAACAAAUACAGGCUACCAAACAGGUACAAGAAUUCAUGAAAGAUGGAGAUGAUGUUAUCAUCAUUGGGGUGUUUAAAGGAGACCAAGACCCAGCCUACCAACUGUAUCAAGAUGCUGCUAACAAUCUGAGGGAAGAAUACAAGUUCCAUCACACCUUUAGCAAAGAAAUUUUAAAGUUUUUGAAAGUGGAAUCUGGGAAAGUGGUGGUGAUGCAGCCUGAAAAAUUUCAAUCAAAAUAUGAGCCUAAAAUGCAUGUUUUGGAUAUUAAAGAAUCCACUGGAGCUGAUGAAGUGAAAGCCCAUGUUUUGAAACAUGCCUUACCUCUUGUUGGUCAUCGCAAGACUGCCAAUGAUGCUAAGAGAUACACUAAGAAACCUCUGGUAGUUGUUUAUUAUACUGUAGACUUCAGUUUUGAUUAUCGUGUUGCUACUCAGUACUGGCGGAACAAAGUUUUAGAGGUGGCUAAGGACUUCCCAGAGUAUACUUUCGCAAUUGCUGAUGAAUUAGACUAUUCUUCUGAGAUGAAGGAUCUGGGACUGAUUGACAGUGGAGAGGAUGUUAAUGCUGCCAUCUUCGAUGAAGGUGGCAAGAAAUAUGCCAUGGAACCAGAAGAGUUUGACUCUGAUGUGCUGAGAGCAUUUGUUUUGUCAUUCAAAAAAGGUAAACUGAAACCCAUUGUGAAAUCCCAGCCGAUACCAAAAAAUAAUAAGGGUCCUGUGAAGAUUGUAGUUGGUAAAACAUUUGAGUCCAUAGUGAUGGAUCCAAAUGCUGAUGUUCUCAUAGAGUUCUAUGCUCCCUGGUGUGGACACUGCAAGAAACUUGAGCCCAUCUAUACUGAGCUGGGUAAAAAAUACAAGAACCAGAAAAAAUUGGUCAUCGCCAAAAUGGAUGCUACAGCCAAUGAUGUCCCCAAUGACAACUAUAAAACGGAAGGAUUCCCCACCAUCUAUUUUGCUCCCAGCAACAAGAAGAAGAAUCCUAUUAAAUUUGAAAGUGGGGAAAGAGAUCUGGAGAGCUUGAGCAAAUUCGUAGAAGAACAUGCUACCAAACUAAGCAGGACGAAAGAAGAACUUUAGGUGGAACAAGGAUUGUGCAUAAUAGUGUCAUUGCAAAGUUACUGAAAGAUUGAUUGGGGGAAAACAAUGCAGCAUUUGAAGCAAAGGGGAUUUGGGGUAGCAAAACAAUGCAGUAUGAGAUUUUUGUAUUACCAAACAAAUCUGAACACUGAACUUUUUGAUGUGAAUGUUUUUUUAUUAGUUUGUGAGUUCUGAUCAGAGAAAAAAAUACAUUAUUUUGUGACUAACUUGAGCUUGAUUCUUUUCUCCAUACUCCAAAGCAAAGCUUUAAUAAUACCUUAACAGUUAUCAAACAAAUCUUUGCCCAACAAGGUUGUUUGUGUCUGUUUAUUAGAAGGCCAGGGAUGUGUAAAUGAAGAGAACUUCUCUUGUGCUUGGCCAGACAUGUGGCAAUAAUGAACUGAUGCUUCCAGGUCUUUCACUUUGUAUGUCUACAUUCAGAACAGAAGAAUAAUUCUAAAUGAAA
Elgaria multicarinata webbii is the source of this 2773-nucleotide messenger RNA. It is a transcript of the gene PDIA4, whose product is annotated as protein disulfide isomerase family A member 4. The transcript has 10 exons. The record is from RefSeq and is a predicted model, not a curated record. Gene Ontology annotation, molecular function: protein disulfide isomerase activity. Gene Ontology annotation, biological process: response to endoplasmic reticulum stress; protein folding. The coding region runs from base 382 to 2307 and encodes 641 amino acids. Gene Ontology annotation, cellular component: endoplasmic reticulum; cell surface; endoplasmic reticulum lumen. Lineage: Eukaryota; Metazoa; Chordata; Lepidosauria; Squamata; Anguidae.